GCAUUCGAACAAUAUUCGGACUCUGAUAAAAAUAACAAUUUGAAAUUAAUCAAGAACCAAAAUUUGAACGAAUGUUUGGCUUUAGAGGAUCAUGCACCAAGUAAAGUCGAUGAUAAAAGACCCGAAGAAAAGGGUGGAAAGUUGUUAGAAAAUAAGUUUGGAGUCAACGAUGAAGAAUUGGAAAGGGAGUUGGAAAGUAUAUCAAGACGAAUUGAAGAAGACGUGAAUAGAUGUGUCGAGAGUAAUGGUCAAAACGAUGUGGUUUGUACAGAUACAAGGGUCAAAAAUGUAAUCGAAGUUGAAAAUUUUGAAGAGAUAGAUGUAGAAGUUAGUAAGAACAACGAUAACAUAAUCCAAACGAAUAAGGAAGAAAAAGACUUACCACAAUUAAGCAACAAGCUGGCUCUGAAGUUCGAAUGCACGAAUAAAAUGCCUGAUGCUAAAACUGCGGAAGACGAAUAUAAGUUGUUUAAUACGAAGGCAUAUGAAGAACUACUUGUGGGUUUAAAUAGAUUAGUAAAAUUGAGACCGAAUAAGGUCAAGAGAUAUGAAUUGUACACAAACCACUUUGGCAAUGGCAACUUGAAUGAACUAUGUAAUCCGGAAUGGUGUUGUCGAGACGAUGUGAGAUUAGAAAGCAAUAGAAAAAAGACGUUUGAAUGGAAUUCGAAAGCUGAAGAAGACUGGAUUAGAUUUGAAUUCAACCCCGGAUGA
This is a messenger RNA of Ambispora leptoticha, 714 nucleotides long. NCBI's taxonomy places the organism in Eukaryota, Fungi, Glomeromycota, Glomeromycetes, Archaeosporales, Ambisporaceae. The record is from the annotation of a GenBank genome assembly.